GCGAUGAGGAUGGUUUUUGUGCUAUUUAUGAAGGCUUUCACCAGACCAUGUGUAAAGCGGCUGUACCUCUUUGUCACCACCCUAAAAGAGCCACGUGCGUCCUUCAUAUUUUUACAGGUCUGUUUCUCUCCCUUCAUUGAUAGUUCUUAGCCAAGCUAGGGAUUCUUUGAAGUAUGGAGUCGGUCGUUAUGGAUAUCUCCUUGGAGGUUGUCAAUGGAGCAUUUGUGAUAGCUUUUCUCACAUGGGUUUUGCGAGAUGUUUGGAGACAAAGGAGAGAUAGUGGUGAUGUAAAUUUGGAACAGAGACCAACGAGAGGAUAUAGAGUUUUCACUACAAUUACUGUUCUUUCUAAUGUCAUGGUCUCAAUUUCGUACCUUGGUUUUGUUUUGUUUGAAUAUUGGAAUCAUAGGAAUAUCGCUCGUAAAUAUGUCUUCUUAGCCAUGACUUGGUUUUUAGCAACUUUACUUACAAUCUAUGCUAAGAAAAGAACUCUUGGAGAAGACAAAAGAUGGCCAUUAGUCCUCACUCUGUGGUGGGUUUUCUCCUGCGUCUUUGAUUCUGUUUCUCUCUCCAUUUAUGCUAUCACCCUUUUGAGAUCCAUGGAUUUGCCAAUUUUUAUGCCGGAGCCUAACAUAGUUGAUUUUACUUCACUUCCUUUGGCUUUAGUGCUUUGUUUUAGUGCUUUUCCUAGUAGUUGUACCAGAAAACGCAGUGACAUAGUAGAACCCUUACUUCGAAAGGAAAAUGGAAGUUCCUCAGCUGGAUUCACCAAUGCUGGAAUUUGGAGCCAAGUCACCUUCCAGUGGCUAAAUCCUAUUUUUAAAAUAGGUCGAAUUCAAAAACUUGAACUGCCUCAUAUUCCUUCAGUUCCUCAAUCUGAAACAGCAGAAGAUGCUUCCUUGUUGCUGGAGGAAUCGCUUAGAAAGCAGAAAUUCGAAGAUUCUUCACUGCCUAAAGCCAUAGCCUAUGCCAUAUGGAAAUCUUUACUAACAAAUGCAGCUUUUGCAGGAGUCAACACAAUUGCGUCCUACAUGGGUCCUCUCCUGAUCUCAAACUUUGUGAAUUUCUUGUCGGGGAAUGAUUCAAGCAUCCUCAAUGGUUUGAAUAUUGCAUUCUUUCUCUUCUUCGCAAAGACAGUGGAGUCAGUAACUCAAAGACAAUGGUAUUUUGGUGCUCAGCGCAUUAGUAUACAAGUACGGGCAGCUCUAAUGGUAUUGAUUUACAAGAAGUCUCUAUCAAUUAAGUAUGGUGGUUUAAGCAAUGGUAAAGCAAUAAAUUUAAUCAAUGUGGAUGCCGAAAGAAUUGGAGACUUCUGCUGGUACAUUCAUGGAGUUUGGUUGCUUCCGGUCCAGGUAAUUCUUGCCCUGAUCAUUCUUUACAAGAAUCUUGGUGCUGCCCCAUCCAUUGCUGCUCUUUUUGCCACCAUUUUGGUUAUGUUAUGCAACACACCUUUGGCCAAUAUUCAAGAAAGGCUUCACUCCAAGAUCAUGGAAGUUAAGGAUUCAAGAAUCAAAGUGACUUCAGAGGUUUUGAAGAGCAUGAGGGUUUUGAAGCUGCACUCAUGGGAAUCCACAUUCCGGAAGAAGCUCCUUCAUCUUAGGGAAACUGAGAGAAGCUGGCUGGAGAGAUACCUCUAUACUUGCUCAGCAGUGGCCUUUCUCUUUUGGGCUUCUCCAACUUUUGUUUCAGUAAUCACUUUUGGUGUAUGCAUUGUAUUGAACACACCAUUAACAGCAGGUACGGUCCUCUCAGCUUUAGCCACUUUUCGAAUUCUACAAGAACCUAUCUACAACCUACCAGAGCUUAUAUCCAUGACUGCUCAAACGAAAGUCUCAGUUGAUCGAAUCCAGAAUUUCAUUGGAGAAGAAGAUCAAAAGAAGUUGCUACAGUAUCAUACUUCAGCAGAGUCCAAUAUUGCGAUUGAAUUUGAGGCAGGAGAAUACACUUGGGAAACAGGUGACGAAAAAUCAAAGAGGCCUACAAUCAAAAUAAUGGAGAAGAUGAAUAUAAUGAAAGGUUAUAAGGUUGCAAUUUGUGGUCCAGUUGGAUCAGGAAAAUCAAGCCUACUAUCCAGUAUAAUCGGUGAAAUUCCUAGGAUUUCUGGGGCAGGAAUAAAGAUUUAUGGAACAAAAGCCUAUGUGCCCCAGAGUGCUUGGAUUCAAACUGGUACUAUUAGGGAGAAUGUCUUGUUUGGCAAGGAAAUGAACAAGGCCUUUUAUGAGGACAUAUUGGAAGCCUGUGCUUUGAAACAGGAUAUCAAGAUGUGGCUAGGGGGAGAUUUGAGCGUAGUUGGAGAGAGGGGGAUAAACUUAAGUGGAGGACAAAAGCAGAGGAUUCAACUGGCAAGAGCUGUCUAUAGUGAUGCUGAUGUUUAUUUCUUGGAUGAUCCUUUCAGUGCUGUUGAUGCACAUACUGGAACCUAUUUGUUCAAGAAUUGUCUCAUGCAACUCUUAUCCCAGAAAACUGUGGUCUAUGCUACCCAUCAAGUGGAAUUUCUAGAUGCUGCGGACAUCGUUCUGGUGAUGAAUGAUGGAAGGAUAGUGCAGUCGGGAAAGUACGAAGAUCUGAUUGCAGAUCCUAGCAGUGAACUUGUUAGACAAAUGGAUGCUCAUAGAAAAUCACUGAACCAUGUUAACUCAUACCAACAUGAUAACUCCUUAACCAGUAGACCUUCUCCUAUGAAUCAGAUAGAAGUUGCAGAAGAAAAUUUUGAAGGGCCCAUCAAGAAUGAGAAACUUACUGUGAGAUCUCAAGAAGAAGAAACAGAAACUGGUAGAGUGAAAUGGAGUGUUUACUCAACCUUUGUCACUUCCGCUUACAAAGGAGCUCUAGUUCCCGUUAUCCUUCUCUGUCAAGUUCUCUUUCAGGGACUACAGAUGGGCAGCAAUUACUGGAUGGCAUGGGCAACAGAGGUAGAAGGCAAGGUCAGUAGAAAGCAGUUGAUAGGGAUAUUUGUUCUGCUGUCUGGUGGGAGCUCAAUCUUCAUAUUGGGAAGGGCAGUUUUGCUGGCAACUAUUGCUGUUGAGACUGCCCAGCGUCUCUUCUGUGGAAUGAUCACAUCAGUUUUCCGAGCACCCAUUUCCUUUUUUGACUCCACGCCUUCAAGUCGAAUCCUUAGUAGGUCUUCUACAGAUCAAAGCACGGUAGACACAGACAUUCCCUUCAGAUUAGCUGGAUUGGCAUUUGCACUUAUUCAGCUAUUUAGUAUCAUCAUCCUUAUGUCCCAUGUGGCGUGGCAAGUCUUCCCUCUCUUCCUUGCCAUUCUUGCAAUCUCCAUAUGGUAUCAGGCUUAUUACAUUACUACUGCCAGAGAACUAGCCCGAAUGGUUGGAAUUCAUAAGGCUCCAAUCCUCCAUCACUUUUCGGAAUCAGUCUCUGGGGCAGCAACAAUUCAUUGUUUUAAUCAGGAAGAUCGCUUCCUGACAAAAAUUCUGAGCCUGAUCGAUGAUUAUUCUCGGGUAGCCUUUUACAAUUCUGCCACAAUGGAAUGGCUAUGUGUUCGGAUCAACUUUCUCUUCAACCUGGUGUUUUUCCUUGUUCUGAUCAUCUUGGUGGGCCUGCCUAGGUCAGCCGUCAACCCCAGCUUGGCAGGACUGGCAGCUACCUAUGGUCUGAACCUAAAUGUUCUUCAAGCUUGGGUUAUAUGGAAUAUGUGCAAUGUUGAAAACAAAAUGAUAUCAGUUGAGAGAAUUCUUCAAUUUACUAACAUACCAAGUGAAGCGCCUCUAGUGAUCGAAGACUGUAGGCCAAAGCCUGAAUGGCCAACAGAUGGGAGAAUAGAGCUUGAAAACCUGCAAGUUCAGUAUAAUCCUGCUCUCCCAGUGGUUCUCAAAGGGAUCACUUGCACCUUCCCAGGAGAGAAGAAAAUUGGAGUUGUGGGCAGGACAGGAAGUGGAAAGUCAACUUUAAUUCAAGCUCUCUUCAGGGUGGUGGAGCCUUCGGGAGGACGCAUUCUUAUUGAUGGAGUUGACAUUUGCAAGAUAGGAUUACAGGAUUUAAGGUCUAGGUUGGGUAUAAUACCACAAGACCCAACUUUGUUUCAAGGAACCAUCAGAAGUAAUCUUGAUCCUUUACAACAGCACUCGGAUCAAGAAAUUUGGGAGGUUCUCGGUAAGUGUCAUCUCGCGGAGAUGGUGAAACAAGAUCAAAGGCUUCUUGAUGCACCAGUUGCCGAAGAUGGAGGAAAUUGGAGUGUAGGACAGAGGCAGCUUGUUUGCCUGGCCAGGGUGCUCCUCAAGAAGAGAAAAAUUCUGGUGUUGGAUGAGGCUACUGCUUCGAUUGAUUCUGCAACUGAUAGUUUAAUUCAACAAACAAUAAGAGAUGAGACAAAGGGAUGCACCGUCAUCACUGUGGCUCAUCGUAUACCCACUGUUAUCGACAAUGAAUUGGUUCUAGUUCUUGAUGAAGGCAAGGUUGCAGAGUAUGGCUCCCCAGCUCAGUUACUGGAGGAUAAUUCAUCUUCAUUCUCAAAGUUGGUGACUGAGUUCUUGAGGAGAUCAUCCAAGAAGAAUAACCACGAUAGGGAACUAUCUUGAGGAAGGGCAGAGAUUAUGAUGAAGACUGCAGCAACGCCCUUGCAAGCCAGAAGGUCAAUCAUUACAAUCUAACGAAUGGAAAUGCCCCGAUCGAGGGGCUAAAAAGAGACUGACAGCAACAGCUCUGACAAUUGACACCUUCAAGAUUCAUGACUUGCAAACAAAGAGACAACUAUAAUUCAUAGAUGACAACGUUGACAUAGUUUCUAACUGCAUUUUUGUCAUAAAAUGAGACAAUAUUUGGGUUGGCAACACCAUUGCCCAAAUAAUCAAAUAUUGUCACCACAGAUCGAGUUGACCAAUAUUGCGGACAACUAUAACCGCCCCCAAGAACUUCUUUGAGCCAUUCUUUCCCGUCUUCUUUUGUGGUUUAGCAGUGUGAGCUAAAGCAUGAAGAUUGUUGGUACAAAAAGAACUGUUUCAGUUCAGAAAUGGGGAAAAUCAUUACACUUCUCUCAUGUGCUUUCCAAGCUCUACAAACAUAUAUAUGAACGUGUCAGUGCUGCGGGCCUAGAGUGUCUGAUUCCAAAGAAAAGAUUCUCCGACUC
Molecule: messenger RNA, 5083 nt
Organism: Alnus glutinosa
Lineage: Eukaryota; Viridiplantae; Streptophyta; Magnoliopsida; Fagales; Betulaceae
Product: putative ABC transporter C family member 15
Exons: 11
Coding region: 174-4535 (1453 amino acids)
Biological process (GO): transmembrane transport
Cellular component (GO): vacuolar membrane; plant-type vacuole
Molecular function (GO): ATP hydrolysis activity; ABC-type transporter activity; ATP binding
Source: RefSeq, a predicted model, not a curated record